This is a messenger RNA of Phalacrocorax carbo (great cormorant), 8299 nucleotides long. The record is from RefSeq and is a predicted model, not a curated record. Lineage: Eukaryota; Metazoa; Chordata; Aves; Suliformes; Phalacrocoracidae.
CGCCUCCCCCACGGCCCGCGAGCGCCCGCGGCGAAGAUGGCAGAGGAGCGGCGCUGAGCUCCGCGCCGCCGCCGCCGCCUCCUCCGCCGGGGGAGGGCGGUUAUCCCCGCCCGUCUCCCCGUUCCCCCCCCCCCCGCCCCAUUCCGUCCGUUAAUGGAGGCCGGCUCCUCCGCGGCGGCGUGUGUGAUGGUGCGGGCAUGGCAGGGCAGCCGGCGGCGCUGCUGCCGCUGAGGCGGGGGGCGGCUGGUCCCGGCCCCGGCGGCGGCAGCGGCCAGCGGGGGCUGCCUCCCUCUGCCGCCUCCCCCCGCCCCGGCCGGCGCUGAGGGAAGGAGGGAGCGCCGCGCCUCGCCUCGCCUCGCCUCGCCGUGCCGCCCGCCUCGCCCCUCGGCUCGGCUCGGCUCGGCUCGCCGCCAUGCUGCCCGGGGUCGGGGUGUUCGGCACCGGCCUGACGGCGCGGGUGAUCGUGCCGCUGCUGAAGGCGGAGGGUUUCGCCGUGAAGGCGCUGUGGGGCCGCACGCCCGAGGAGGCGGAGGAGCUGGCCAAGGAGAUGAGCGUCCCUUUCUACACCAGCCGCAUCGACGAGGUGCUGCUGCACCAGGACGUCGACUUGGUCUGCGUCAACUUGCCGCCGCCGCUCACCCGGCAGGUCGCCGUCAAGACCCUGGGCAUUGGAAAAAACGUCAUCUGUGACCGAACAGCAACUCCCCUGGAUGCCUUUAGGAUGAUGACAGCAGCUCAUUAUUACCCAAAGCUCAUGAGCAUCAUGGGGAACGUUUUGCGCUUCCUGCCCGCUUUCGUGAAGAUGAAGCAGCUGAUCCAGGAGGGUUACGUAGGGGAGCUGCUGGUGUGUGAGGUGCAGGUUCACAGCGGAAGCCUGCUAGGCAAGAAGUACAACUGGAGCUGUGAUGACCUGAUGGGAGGCGGGGGCUUGCACUCAGUUGGCACCUACAUCAUCGACCUCCUGACCUUCCUCACCAGCCAGAAGGCUGUGAAAGUGCACGGGUUGCUCAAGACCUUUGUGAAGCAGACAGACCACAUCAAGGGGAUACGGCAGAUCACCAGCGACGACUUCUGUACGUUUCAGAUGGUCCUGGAAGGUGGCGUGUGCUGCACAGUGACACUCAACUUCAACGUCCCGGGGGAGUUCAAACAAGACAUUAUCGUGGUGGGUUCAGCAGGACGGCUGAUUGUAAUAGGCACUGAUCUCUAUGGACAGAGUAACAGCUCUCCUCAGCGGGAGCUCCUGCUAAAGGACUCCACGCCGGUGAGCAACUCCUUACUUCCAGAGAAGGCCUUCAGUGACAUCCCAUCCCCCUACCUCCGAGGCACCAUUAAGAUGGUUCAAGCUGUCCGGCAGGCAUUUGAGGACCAGGACGACAGGAGGACCUGGGACGGGAGGCCCCUCACAAUGGCUGCCACUUUUGACGACUGUCUGUAUGCUCUGUGUGUGGUGGACACCAUUAAAAAGUCAAACCAGUUGGGGGAGUGGCAGAACAUUUCAAUCAUGACUGAGGAGCCAGAACUGAGCCCAGCAUACUUAAUCAGCGAAGCCAUGCGGAAGAGCAGGAUGUCUCUGUACUGCUAGCUCCUCUCAGCUCCUAAGAAAGAAUAGGAAUCAGACAGCUCUUGAAGGAAAUGGUAAUUGAGCCCCUGUGAAGGGCUUGGGCAUCUUAGAAACAGCUGAGGAUAUGGGAGAAGGAAAUAUGGUGUUUGGAUCAACUAAAUCUGUUGGUGGCUAAAUGCCAAAGUGGUAACGUCCUUAGAAAUGCCCAAAAUAGAUAGGAGACUUAAGAGCUGACAUAACUGUUUUAAUAACAGUAUUAGCUGGCUGAUUGGAAAGAUAUAUCAUGGACUCAUCUCCUGCUUGCAGGUGCUUUAGAUUAUCCAAUUGUGUUUACUGUGAAGGUUGGGAAGAUCCUUUUAGAUUUUCCUUACCUAUCAGAGGGCUGUGAAGGUACUGUCAUGUCAUUAAAUUUUAUGUAGUGUCUGACAUGAAUGGUUCCUACCAUGACAGCUGACACCACCGUGCUGUAUUACUACACCUCUAACCAACACACAGAAUAUAGGACUUGUUGUGGAAGUGUCGCGUGAUACGGAAAAUCUCGGCAGCUCACUUUUCAUAUAGCUUGUUAGGAGCUUCUCUGUGUUGGUUUAGCUAGUUGGUUUUUGUUUUGUUUUAUUUAAAGCACAAUUAAGUAGGAAAAUGUGUGGCUUUUAAAAGAAAGCAGUCCUCAACCACAGUGAAUAUACCCUGGUAUUGGGGGAGGGAGGGUCUUCUGUGAGCUCCCGGUAAGCUUCAGUGUUCACUGCACAGGUUUGCUAAUUGCAAUGGGUUGUGCGAAACCUUCGUGGAUGGCAAGUGGCGUGAUGCAAUAGUGAUAAUGGGUUUUAUUAUACAUCUGAACUCAGGCUAGCCUUAUGAAGGUUUACACACAGUUUCCUGUGUCUGGGACUGACUUUUGAGUGAAUUCAUUGCGCAUUUUAGUUUUAGGUGGAAAACAGUAGAAAUACAACCUGAAACCGCAUGAUGCUUAGACGGGUGGUAUUCUUUUAAACCUUUGUGAGCUCACACUUGAAAGAUGCUCACCAUCAACUAAUUUCAUAUAGCUCAACCCAGAAGCUUUCACCUCUGCGGAGUGGUGAGCAUGAGUGAAAAACAAAAGGGAUGAGAAAAUUUCCCGUCCAUUUCCUGGGGGGGGGGAAUUACGUAAGACCCCCACCUCUCCACCUCCUUAAAGUGGCCAGCUACUGGUACUGUAGUAGUAAUUCCCUGUCAUUGGCGCAGGGGAGGACAAACUCGUUUGAUAUGUUUGUCCUGUUCUUCUUUUAAAUAUUUUAGAUUGCAGUCUUGAAAUAAUAUAUUCUUUGGAGAAUAUGUUCUCAAAAGAAUAUAGUGAAAGGCACAUGAAAUAUCCCAGUAAACAGGGAUACCGCUUUUCUGCAUAAAGCUGCUCCAGUGCUCAUGUGUUUACAGUGCUAAGUCCUAGGACUACAGUGCUAGGGCAGAUACGAAAAAAAAAAAGAACACAAGCAUAUAGCACUAAAUUAUAUUAAACUUGAGAAAAACCUUUUCAGGUUUUUUUGUUAAUUUUGACGAGGGGAAAGGAGAGAACAUUUGGAUGAGCAGUAAAUUAAAAGAGAAAAUAUGACCCUCUUUCUCAAGGCCAUCAGAUUAGUGUUGCCAUUUUAGGUUUGAAAGAGAACCGUCAGAAUAAUUUUGUUUUUAAAAAAACACUUACAGUUUUGUUAUUUUUAGGAGCACUAAGGGCUUCUGUAGAGGCUUCUCCUGCAAAUGACUCCAUAUGAUUGAUGUAUGCUCCUGCCUGUCCCAUGCCCAGUUUUAGAGCUUCAUGUUAUUGAACAGGAGGGCAUUGAUAAUGUGUUUCAUCUCAUCUGCCUUUAGUCAGCUGAAAGUUGGGUAUCUUGUCCUGGUCAGCUGUGCAAGGACACAGUAGUCAAUACAGAGAGCUCUCCAAAGGCUGACUCAGUUCAUCCUAAGAUUCAUGCAGAAGGAGGUGCCCACUGGAAAUUCCUGUCCUCCUUUGCAGAGAAUCUUGGCUUCUGAAUUUUUAGGUGGCUAAAGUUAGGAAACGUGAGUCCCACCCCAAAAUUAGUAAUGUGCACUUAAGUCUUGAAGACCAUAUGUGUGACCUUCCAUGAAAUAUUCCCCAUAGUGUAAUAGCAUGACUGAUGAAGGAAUAAUGUAAUACUGCAAAACCACACCCAAAUGGAGAAUUGUUUCUAUCCAUGUUGUUCUGCCAGUUCUAGCAACUGUCUCUGGGGCUGACUGCUUCUGCUAAGACCUCAGGCAAGCUUUCAUCAUUCCUUCUUGGAAUCAGCCCUCGACAAGUUUGGAUGUUUUUCCUAAAAAUUGAUUUAUUUGAGAAUUCCUGAUGUGCCAACAGGAAUUUCCCAUUAAAACUGUCAUGGCAUACCACGCUAUCCAGUUCCUGGCCUGAAAAAUACACAGAGAAAUACAGAAGAGAGAAUUUGAUCAAGAAAUCAUCUCUCUCUAAAAAAUGGAGUUAGCCCCAGGGGGAUCAAGAGAGUUUUCAUAUAGUAAGGCAAAAGCCAUUGAUUGAAAAUAGUGCUAGUUCGAGUCAUGAAUGCAAGCCCGUAGAUAAUUACCCAUGUCUAGUUAAACAUCACCCAAAACUGGAACAAAACAUGGACCAAAAUGUUUGUGAGUCUUGCUUCUUAGUGGUUUGGCCAUUGUGCUGGAAUUGUUGUUCAUGUCUUUGCACCUCGUUUUGGUUCACAAAUGUUGAGAGUUUUUCCUAUCUUUUUUUUUUUUUUUUUUCCCCUGUGUCUUUCUGGGUUUUGUGAUGCCAGCUGGAAGAAGAUAUGCUGGAAUCCUGUUCCCCACCCCUGCAGCGAACAGUCCCCAGGCAAGACACAGGGUAUAGGGAUAGUACUACUGACCUCAGUCUUUCUGUCCCGAUACAAAUGUUUAGGUGACAGGCAUCAUCCAUCAGUAAGUGCAGACUUACUGACGCAGAUAGUGCUGCUUAGCAGAAAGAAAAUCUAAUGCUUUUGUUACAUAGCCAUCUGAUGCUAGUAUUAGUACUGGCUUGCAAAUGGGUUGAAUCCGGUACAGCUUAUUGUGCAGCCACAGUGCUGGCCCCAGAGAGGCAGGCAGAAUGAGCAGGGGCAGGGUGGGACCUCCUCUUCUGACAGCCACAGAGAUCUUAUGCUAGAGUUAGGUGAGUUGUUACCUAACUGGGAUGGCAGCAUACAUUCAGGAUUGUAUGACAGUUUUUCCAUUCUCUAGGAGAAGGAAGGUGCUGUAGUAUCAAGUAUAAAGAUGCUAAACUUCCACCUGGCUUAGAGGAGGAAGGAAUUGGUUUGUUUAGAUAACGUGUAUUACUAUUCUGAUAAAUUGUUACUUUAGACUCUGGGAUCUUUCUUGGCAGCAUCAAGCCCUCUGCUCUUUUGGUACAGUUGAAAGUACAUUGACUUGCCCUAAGUAGCCUCUGGAGUUCAUGCUGGGUUUAAGAAUUUGGGCAGCAGAUAGCAGAGAUGUACUCGAUUGAACUCAAAAGCGGUACCACACCAGGAAACAUAUAUUCAGAAUUGCACUUUCAGUGCUGUUCUUUAAUGCUGUGCCACAAGGUUUGAGGUGAAUGCUGCUACAAUUGGUGCAGGCCUAAUAGCCAAACUGCGGCUACUGCUGGAAUUUACAGUAGCCCCCAAACAACCUUGUUCCUACACUAGGUAAGAAAUGUUCAUUCCUCUUUCCCAGGGCUGCUGUUGGAGAGGCUCUUUCCUUUGCCAUCAACCUGUGCACAUCGGAUACUGAACAUUAUGGUCUGUUGCCAAAGACAAAAAGAGCCAAAGGGGAGAGCCCAGGUGAAAUGCUUUGCUGCUCUGCAGGGGCCUGUUCCAAUGCUGGGAUGGUCAGCUGAGAGACGAUAACUUAUCUUCCAUGGGAAUUGCAUGGGGGUCCACACCAAGGGUAGGCAACCCUAUGCUGUGUGACAGCAGGGCACAACUGAAGCCUGAGAAGGGACCUAGCCCUCGGAAAAGCAGCGUCUGUCCUAUACUCCUGAUAGAUCCGUGCACGUCCUCAGUGCUGAACUCAGUGAAGUCCUACAUGCAGGCAUAACAACUCUGCAGCAGCUUGGGGUUUCCUAUAUCUAAUACCAUGCAUGUGUUACAUUAGUAGUACUUUAGCUUUGUAGUUAGAAAAUACCAAGUAGAGAUGAUGCGUUCUUACCCAUGCAGCCAAUAUGGCAGAGAAUCAGGGCACGCAUAGACAAGUUUAGGCUCAGGAUGGGCUGCUGCGGAGUUCAUCCUUUGCUUUGGCUGAAAGCAUGAGAAAUUCCUGCCCAGCCAGCACAGGGCAAUCAGAGGCACUCUCCACUUUGUACUUCGUGUUUCCUUCUUUUCGAAAGCUUUCGAAUCAGUGACUGUUCAAGUGAACAGCUGUCCUGGAAGUUCAGCCAUUCAAAAAGGAGGCUUUUCUGCUGCGUGUGGUCACAGCACAAGGACAAUUAAAUUUCUCUGUUACCUUCUUUAUUUCUGUGUCCAUACAAAUGUGGAAAAGACCCAGACAAUUUAAAACUACUCAAUUCUCUACCCCCCCCAAAAAAAAAAUAAAAUGCUGGUUUUAUUUAAUGGGUAAAGAUAAACACAGUAUCUUGAUGGUGUCGUUGCAGAGAUUCAGAAAUUACUGAGGACAGAAUUUCUUGUUGCUGGGAAUUCUUACACUUUACUUUUAUCUAUGGCCUUCAAAAUAAAACGUCACAAUUUCUGAAAUCUAUUCACUGCUAAGUUCCGUAUUUACAAGGGUUUAAAAGUACCCAGCAGACUUUUGGCUUUGUACAGAUGCUCAGCACUGGUGUGACGUUCCAGUGGCUCAGUGAUGUACCCUUAAGUAUGUAUGAAACUCAACACUGGAGUGUUUGACCUCCGCAGUGCUCUCUGGGUAUCCAGGACUAGUUGUGAAAUGGCAGGAUUAUUCAGGACAGCAGUUUCUUGUUGUUGUUGUUGAAGUUGUUACUUGUGGGAAGCUAAGUUUGUACAUUUUAGAGAUGAAGUAUGACUGAACAAUAAUUGGCAGUCUUAUCUACUUUAAAAUUUCCUCUCUCUUGAGCUUCUGGAUGAAGUCAAUCCAAUGAAAAUAAUUUCCCCUUAACAAUAACUGCCCACUUCCAUUUGCUCAUGAAAAGAAGAAAUUUUAAGUAAAUGGGACUAUACAUAAUGCUGCAUUCAUGAACCGAUGUCAUAACCUCAUGACUUAACUGAAGCCAGAGCCCAAGCAAGUAAUGACUUUUUCAAAGCUGCCAAAUCGAAGCCUUGGGGUUGGGGAAUGAAGGGUAUCAGCAUAGGUCAAACUGAAAUAGCUUUUAUUCAGCAUUUUCAGUUAAAUGAAUAAACAGAAUUGCUACGGUCAAUCCAAAACUGAACACAAAACAUGUCUGUAGAAGGUAAUUUACAUUUUUUUCUUUUGGGAUUAAGUUCCAUUUUUAAAGAAUGAUGUAUUGAAAUGAAAAAUUUGAAAAAAAAAAAAUCUGUCUUGUAUUAUGUUUUGGCAUGUGAGAAAUUAACUGUUUGGGCUUGGGCGUGCAUUUUUUUUGGUUGGGGUUUUGGGGGUUGCGGGUUUUUUUAAGUUCAUACUUUAAAAAAAUCCCCUCCAUUAGGUUCAGUGAACGUCCAUUAAGGACAUUCAGUGAAUUCAGCUGCCCUUGGGCAGGUUUGGCUCUGACCUGCAGUGUCAUGCAGUGACCCCAUUUCUAGCAUCUGGGUUUGUCCAUCUGGGUUUCAUUUGUGUCGUCUUGUGGCAGUGGGAAAACUGGUUCAUUACAUGGAGUUGGCUAAAGAUAAUCAAGAUACUUUCUGCAGCAGUGCCAGCCACCGUCUUUAAAAGCACUUAACUCUUAACUUGUUUACCAUGGUUAUUUAUGACCUUCCAGCCAUGUGCUGUCCAAUACUUCCUUUUCUUUUUACACCGGCCGUCAGACUCGCUUCCGUCCCCUUUCUGUUUCUCAUUCCAUUGCAAGCCACAAGGCGAGUCUCCCUUGUUUCUCACCGAGCUCACGCUCAGUCUAUGUUACACGUGGCAUACAGGGUGGCUAACCUACGACUUGAAGUAACUUUUAACACAGAUUCAUUAAAGAAUGUGUUGACACCCCAGCUACUCAAGUACGUGGCAUAGCGAAUGCCCAGCCAGGGCAGGAAUCAGAGCUCCCUGCUAUGCUGUGCUUCACAUGUGACACUCACUGUUUCUCUCUGUACUGGUUUUCUUUUAUUUGGUUUUGAAAACGAGAAUAUGUUCAGUUUGUUGCUGUGUCAAUAUUAAGUAUAUAUUUAUUGUUUUUCAGACAUACAUACAUAUAUAUAAAUGCUAUAUAUAUAAUGUCAACGCAUGGACAUAUGUACAGUAGAUAUUUUAAAGAGCUAUUUAUCAAGAAAAGUAAGUGUUAUAAGUAAACAGAGUUUAUAUUUUAUAUAUUAUGUAGAUAGCAAAAAAAAAAAAAAGUGGUUAAAUUAUAGUAGGACUUUUCGGGGUGGGAGGUGGGGUUUGAGAAACAGGGCAAGGGCUGGUUCUAGCAUUUUAAAUAGCCAAACUACUUUGUACGGAAGCUGCCUGCUGUGCCUCUCGGCUGCAAUAUCUGUUUGUUUCUUCUUCUGGAAGAUGAUGUGCAUUGUUACUUUUACAUUGCUUGGGGAAUGUAGUUAGUUUAUUCUCAGCCAACUGGUAUGUGCUGCUUAAAACAUGGUUUCCUGCUGUUCUGCAUAUUUGCAUUGAUGGAAUAAAAGGAUCUUAACUGGCAAAUAAAGAUGUAAAAGGAUGUGA